ACCUGAGGGCCUGAAUCAACACCGCUGCAUCACUUCAGCACCACCACAGCUAUGAUGGAGCGAGGUCCGGGCCACCUGAGGAUCUGCACUCUUUGUUUUUUUCUGCUUUGGGUGCUUGUCACAUAUACCUGUGCAGAUCUGCCUAUGUGCAAAGAGUCAGAUUAUCACUUUGAGUAUACAGAGUGUGAUGUGCUCGGGUCACGAUGGAGGGUAGCGAUUCCCAACAAAGCAGAAACGUGCACAGGCCUCCCAGAUCCAGUCAAAGGGACUUACUGCACUUUUUCUUGCAAUGAAGGAGAGUUCCUUGACAUGCAGUCACAGCAGUGCCAGAAGUGCUCUGCAGGCACCUACUCUUCCGGAACCAGCAUCGCCUUUGAAGACUGGGACAACCUACCAAUGGGUUUUAUCACUCAUGGGAUGAUGAUAAAUGAAGGGAAUGCCAAUAUCAACUGUUCUAACUCCACCUGGACACCAAAGGGUGAAUAUGUGGCCUCCAACACAGAUGAGUGCACUGCAACGCUCUCUUAUGCUGUGAACCUGAAGAAACCAGGAUCUCUCUACUUUGAAUAUUUCUACCCGGACAGCAACAUCUAUUUUGAGUUCUUUGUUCAGAACGACCAGUGUCAGUCCACAGAUUCCGAGAGUCGGUGGAUGAGGAUUUCAGAAAGCAGCUGGAGUAACUACAAGGUAGAGCUGAGCAAAGGAAACAACGUUCUGUAUUGGCGGACUGCAGCAUAUGAUUGGCAGGGCAGUGCUGUCACACCUGUGCUGUUAAGAAAUAUUCAGGUCUCAGGAGUUGCCUACACAUCUGAGUGUUUCCACUGCAAACCCGGCACACACAGCUCAAAAGCAGGAUCUGCUCGCUGCAUCCCCUGCCCCGCUGAUACCUACUCCAACAAGGGCGCCACUGUUUGCCAUGAUUGUGAACCAGACAAAUAUGCUGUACCUGGUUCAGGGAGCUGUAAACCAAGACCUGCAUGUACAAACAGUGACUACUUUUACACCCACACCCCAUGCGACUCUGAGGGAAAGACUCAGCUCAUGUACAAAUGGAUCGAACCAAAGAUCUGCAGCGAGGUUAUUGAAGGAGCGGUGAGGCUUCCAGCAUCAGGCGAGAAACAGACAUGUCCGCCAUGUAACCCAGGCUUCUUUGUGACCAACUCUUCAGGUUGUGAGCCCUGCAGCAACGAUUCCUACUCAGAUGGAAAAGUUUGUAAAAAGUGCCCUGUUGGCACAGAACCACUGCUGGGAUUCGAGUACAAGUGGUGGAACACUUUGCCGAGGAACAUGGAGAGCACUGUCUUUCAUGAGGAGUUCAGCAACUCAGAGCGGAGAAUAGCAUGGGAAGUAGCUGGAGAGUAUAUCUACACCAUCCCAGGGUUUCAGGACACUGACUACCUGACGCUGACCCUCAACGUUCCUGGGUACAGGGCUCAGACCAUGGCAAAAGCCAAUGAACGGAGUGAACUGUCUCGUAUCACCUUUGUGUUUGAGACCAUCUGUACGUCUGUCUGCAGUUUCUACUUCUUAGCGGGUUAUAGUAAGUGGAGUAAUCAUUUGGUGGAGCAGUGGAAGGGCAGAAAUGGCAAGCAGUCAUACACUUACCUGAUCCAGAACAACAACACCGUCAGCUUCACAUGGACCUUUCAACGCACUGAGGACCUCAGCAUGGACAGGAACUAUAGCACUGAUGCAGCAAAGAUCUACUCCAUCCACAUCACCAAUGUGAUUGGAGGAGUGGCCUUUCAGUGUCGCCGCUGUCCUGCCACAUCCAAUAAGGACUCCUCCUGUGUCCCAUGCCCACCUGGACACUAUAUGGCCAAUGGCACAGGAGCAUGUGAGAGAUGUCCACCAAAUACCUUCAUCAAAGCCAGUCAGCCUGUUGGAGAGACAGCAUGCGUCCAGUGUGGACCAAACACAAAGACAAACAGGGUCUACACAGCUUGUCUCAGCGGCUGUACGUUCAGGGUUCAGAAGGAAGGAGAGGCUAUGCAGACCUACGAUUUUUCUCCCCUGUCUAAUGUCACCAGCAUCACCAGCAACCCCCGUUUCACCAGCAGAGGCCUGCGAUAUUUUCAUCUCUUUAAUUUGAAUCUGUGUGGAACAGAGAGUCGAGUACCUGCCUCCUGUGUGGACAACGUAACUGAAAGUGAAAAAGUGCUCAAAGGCUACAUAUGUCAAUCCACCCUGGUUCCUUCUGACAUCCGAAGUCAGAGCCUGGUUUCUUCUCAACCAGUCAUCAUUGGAGACUCGCUCAUUGGGGUGACCACUAAGACAACGCUAGAAGGCAUCUCUUCUCCAGCAUCCUUGUUCCCUUCAGCUUCUUCUCAGCUGCCAGACGUCAUAUUUUAUUAUAAGUCCAGUGAUGCAACCCAAGCUUGCAAGCAGGGGAGGUCCGCCUCUGUCAGACUUCGAUGCAACCCCACAACCAGUGUUAAAGAUGGCAUCAUAUUGCCCAGUGGCUGUUCUGAAGGGACAUGUGAUGGUUGUACGUUUCACUUCCUGUGGGAGACCCAGCAUGCAUGCCCACUUUGCACUACAAGUCACUACAGAGAAAUUAUCAGUAGUUGCGACAAGGGGAUUCAGACAACUACGUAUGUGUGGCAGCAGCCCCUGCACUGUUAUGGAGGGAAAUCUCUGCCACCACCAAAAGUCAGUGCUUGUGUGACUAUGGAUUUCUGGCUCAAGUUUGGUGUUUCCAUUGGACUCAUCACUGCUGUGCUUCUCAUCAGUCUCAGUUGUUAUUUCUGGAAGAAGACCCGCAAGCUGCAGUAUAGGUAUUCCAGGCUGAUGAUGGGCUCUGGAGGUAAAGAGUGUGAGCUACCGACUGCUGACAGCUGUGCAAUAAUGGAGGGAGAGGAUGCAGAGGAUGACCUCAUGGAUCUCACCCAUAAAUCCUUCUUCACCAGAAUAAAGUCUUUCUCCAGAGAGAGAACAUCAGAUGGAUUCGACUCUGUUCCACUUAAGUCUUCUUCACAGCACCAGCAAGAGGAAGAUGAGGAGGAAGACUGAUGAAGCUGUCAUCAGAGGACAAGCAGUUCUUAAAGCACUGAAGAAGCCUUCAGUUUUAGAGAUUUAGCGUCAGUGAAUUUUUGAUCUUAGACAUUUUGUAAAGCAAAAUAUAAUAUGCUGUGAUUUUCUUUGUAUCAAAAUAUUUGUCUUUAAGAUAUUUCAUUUGUUAACUUCAAAUAAGCGAUGGGAAUUUUAUUUUGUGUUUGAUGUUACGGGCUAUAAUACUAAGCCUGAAGUAAAAAUACUAACUUUUUAUACAGAAAUUUGCCGUGGUUCUUACCCCCUGGAGGGUUUUAAACAUGAUCAAAACCUGAAUAAAGUUCAACUUUACGUUGAUGUGUAAAAGUGAUCAAUUUAAGGUCUUUGUAAAUUAGGAUGGAGUUGAUUUUUUUUCCCAUUCCUAACUAUUUUUUUCUUCUUAAAUCUGGUUUAGCUAUUUGUUAAGUUGAAUAAUGCUGUGGUGACAGUAUGUGAAUUUGACCUAAUUGUAGUGUUCCUGAUGAACCUUAUAUUAAAACAUGCUUUAUGAAUAUACUUUA
Molecule: messenger RNA, 3551 nt
Organism: Cyprinodon tularosa
Lineage: Eukaryota; Metazoa; Chordata; Actinopteri; Cyprinodontiformes; Cyprinodontidae
Gene: elapor1
Product: endosome-lysosome associated apoptosis and autophagy regulator 1
Exons: 22
Coding region: 52-3012 (986 amino acids)
Biological process (GO): positive regulation of vacuole organization; autophagosome assembly
Cellular component (GO): trans-Golgi network; lysosome; late endosome
Source: RefSeq, a predicted model, not a curated record